AACGCAACAUACUUCGUCACACGACGCAAAAUGGCUCGCUGAUUUGGACUUUCUGUUUCUCUUUUUUCACAACAACUUCCUCUCAGUGAACACGAAUUUAUUGGCCUUCCAAGCGAGUCUCUGUCCAUUGCGGUUUUUUGAAAGGCGUAGAUUAGAGGGGGGAAAAAUAGUUUUGAUUAAAGGCAGAGGGUUUUGUGACUUGACUCGCACCACUAAGCUCUUCCUGGUAUCACAUACUUUUUUUUUCUUUUAUGAAAUGUACACUGACAUUUUAAAGUCACGUUAUAAGUGGAUUUAAAAAAAAACGUGGAGUUUGGCAUUCAGAGUUAUAGCAGAAUUCUGCAAACUUCAUACAAUGUCGUUUCAAACAAAGAAUGUCAGAAGAAAUGUAGAUUUUCAAGGGAAAAAAGGUCUGAUUGAGUGACACGCAGGAAAAAGUUCUGUAAAAUGGAAAAUGAGGAAAACUGUUCUGUACCGUCCACAGAUCUUUUUGAAAGAAUAUCCCCAGGGUCAAGUGGCUAUUUAGAGAACAUCCUUCCUGUACUGCACAAUUCUUACAUGAACCCAGAGUCUGCAAAAUGUUUCAGCUAUAACCAUGCUUAUCUAGUAAAAAAUGAUGUUCUUCUGGAAAAGUUCAAUUUCAGUUAUGUAGAAAAGAAGAAAAAAGGCUACAAGCCUGAAGAGCUUGAAGAGUCAUUCGGCUUCGUUCUGUGUGAGCAGGAAAACCAGGCAAAAAAGCUCUGUGAAACUGGUUUGAAAGUUGGAAAUAGUUCAUGCUCUACACUAGGAGAUCCUACAAAGGGUGUUUAUAUUUCUAAAUAUUCUGACUGCCUAGAUCUCAAGCCGUGGCACAAUGGGAAAUCUGGCUGCAUUGUUAUUUUCAGACUUAUUAAGGGUAGAGUAAAAGCAGUGACAGAAAACUACACUGCUAAUUUUCCCAAACCAUCUGUUGGUUAUGAUUGCCAUGUCUCUGAAAAUAUUGGGACAAUCUCUUCAACAAGUAGUUCUUUUCAAGCCUAUGAAAGCACACAGUAUUAUAUGUAUGAGUUACAGAACGGUGCUGCCGUCUCUUGCCCCAGACACAUUUGUCCGUUUGCCAUUGUAGGCUUUCUAUACAGUGAAUCAAAAUCCUCUAUGUCAGUGUUGAAAAAUGGAAAAAAUGCUACUCAAGACAAAACAGCUUGGCACUACUGUACUUGGAGAGGCCAGAUCAGGAUCAAAGACCACUCCCCAGUGUAUGAUGUAGCUCUCAAGUCAUAUACUGGUGCAGUAAUCCCAUCCAAGCUACCAGAGAAACUAAAAAUUGACAGUGUUAUGAAAGUUUGUGAUUUGAAGAAAGCAUUACCAGAGGCGGUCUUUAAAAGAGAAAGUUACUGUACAAGUGAAGUUUGCUUGGAUGGAGUGUACUGCAGUUUGUAUGAGGUGGUAAAUUCUGCUGAGGAGGAGGGCCAUCUUCAUUUGCUAAAAGAAGAACUAAAAGAAAAAGACUUGGCACUUGCUCAACAAUUACAUGAUCACGGACUACUUCUGUUUUUAGCUUCAUCGUCUUUUGAGUUGGAUGAAGAAAAUACAUGUGAGAAAGAUAAUGCACUACAGGCUUUGUUUGUAUUUCCAAACUCAAGAACAGUUACAAAAGCUAUGAAGGCUCCUUAUUUUGUACGAAAAUCUGAGGAUCUGAUUUCUCGUGAUGUAAUGCGGAUUUUGCCUGCCCUUAAUUACGCAGAAAUGAAAGCUGAAAAAUUCCAAACCGAACAGAAAACUCCUCCUUGUGAGUUGGUGGAGCAACACUUGCAUAACUAUGCAACUUUAACUCGGCCAGGGAUCACAGACUCAAGUCCCGUUAGAGAGCUGUUUCCAUUGGCUGAGCAAUAUGAUGUGUCCAGAGUGGAUAAACAUCUCUACAGAACUGCAAAAUGCCCUAAAUCGGCAGUUGCAAACCUGAAGUCCUAUUUCAGUGGAUCAGACACUUACGUGGUACCAGUAUCAAAAGCUUUAGAGUUGCUGGCUAUAUAUCAGAAUGAAGCAUGUGAAGAUGCAGAUGAUGACUGUGAAAUUAUCUGCUAUUCUCCUGUGUCUUCACCAGAGGCAGAACAGCAUAUGUGCUGGAAUGAAGGUGACCUUGAUGAGCAAAUAAGAACUUUAGAAAAUGGAAAUGCAUCCUUCCAUGAGCAUGAUAUUCACAAGGAAGGCACUGGCUUAGAAAUGGCAAUUCAGGAGGCCCAGGGAGGAGAUAUUGAAACAAUGGAGAUAACAGGGUCUCAAGGCACAGAUCAACAAGAUGCUUUGUCCAAUAAUAACAGAUCCAAAAAAAUUAAAACAAGAAGCAAUAAAAUGCCUUUAGGCAACAUCAAAGAAAGUCGUGGAAGAAGAAAAAAGCCUGUAUUACCUGUUGGUCCUAAAACAGAAGAACCUAGUAAAAAUUGUAACAGAAAUGACAUUGAAAUGGGAACGAAACCUUUGGGUUCAGUGGAUCAGCAAGAUGCAGACAAAAAAGAAUGCUCCAGUAAAAGAUUAGCAAAAACCAGUGGUGUAAAAGGAAAGAAGCUAUUAGAUUCUGAAAAUCAGAUUCCGCCAAAAGAGGCAACCACUGGAGAUGAGCUACAUCCACCAAAAAGAAAAAUUAAAGGGGAGAGUUAUCGGUAUGGAUUAAAAAAUAUUAUAACAGAUUGUGGUAGAGUUUUUGUUCCACAUGGUUCAAAGGUGUUGCAUACAGAUCGUAUACCAACUGAACAAACCACUGGAGCUGAGGGUGUAUGUAAAACUAAUUUGUGCAAAGAAGACAGUCUAGCUAGUGGAGCAGAUUCAGAAUUGACACAAUCAGUGACAGAAAGGUUCCACAAUGCAGUAGACAGAAUAGCUCCAAGUGAAGCUGAAAUACAAAGAGAGAGUGAACAACCCAGGGAUACACAGGUCAAAGAAAAUGAGUUAGUGGAUGCUCUAAAGAAACUGCCGCCUUGUAAAACAGGUGCAGGUAGAGGUGUGGACAGUGUAAAGAAACAAAAACCACUGGCUCAGAUGGUUGCUUUGAUUGAUGGUUGCUUUGAAGAGACACCCACUACAGGUAAGCCAAGUUCACCGAAAAGGAAAAAACAAACAGGAGAAAACUGUGAGUUAGAAAAUGUUGUUGUCAACUGUGGAAAAUCGGUCAGACCACAAAGUGUGCAGGCAUUGAUUACUCACUCUAAAUUGCCAGAGCCUACCAUUGGGUCAGAGGAGAGGCCUAAAACCAAAAAAUACCAAAGAAAAAGGUCAGCUGGAGGAGCGGAUUCCUCCAAAUCGACCAAAACUAUGGAAGAAACCAAGAACAGCAGCAGAAGGGGAAAGAAGCCAUUGUCCCCUGCAGAUCAGGUUUCUGUGAUUGAUCCAAUUGAGAAUAACAUUGUAGAUGGACUCAGUCCUCUGUCAAGUAUCCAGCAGCCUAAAAAACAAGUAACGAAACGAAGAGUUGUAAAAGAAAGAGUGAAUUUUCAGACCAGGAUAGCUGAAUACAUGAAAGAAAAUGGAUGGUUGAAUUUUGAAACGUCAGAUUCUUCAGAGAAUCAAAAUACACAAACUAGUCCAUCAGAGAAACCCAUGCUUGAUUUUGAAAGAAAUACAAGGCUUAGUCAGCCCUCGGAUGCACUUAACUUACUGGCUGAUUUGGCUCUUGGCUCAAGUACCUCAGGAACUACUCAUGCAGUGCAAUCAAAAGAGACAUCAUAUGUUUCUGAAAACAUGAAUACAAGUGCCUGUCAAGAAAAUGUUUCAAUGACAGACAAGCAUGUACAAAGCCACACAGUGCUAGUUUGUGAAGCAGAGCUUGGCCCUACAAGUUUGGAUAAUUGUGAAACUUUGCGGCAAGCUUUGUUGAGCAGUAAUAUACAUCUGAACCUCCCAAGAACUGAAUUUCCUCAAGGACUUCCAGUUACUGAAGAGCUGAUUCUUGGUGUGAUAGUUAAAGAGCAUUCCUAUUCACAACCUUCAUCGGUGCUGAUGGAUUUAACAGAUCAGCCACCUUUGGUCUCCACAAAUAGUGCUGGAUCUUCUAAAGCUGAAUCGGAAAAUGUGAAUGAAGUUGCCUUAGUUGGAAGAGUUGCACCUUUCAUACAUCAGCAGCAACCCUUUUAUGACUGUCAGAAAUCCAAAAAAGAUCCGUCCUUUUCUCAAAAUAUGCAGGAAUCAAGUUGUGUAAAAGCAGGCCUGUCGCGGGUUGUUUUUGAAGUGAAUGGAAUUCUUAAGGUGACAAGAGAGUGGAAAGAGAAUUACGAGUUUGCAUUGGAUAGCAAAUACAGCAACGAUCCUCUGGAUAAAUGUGUGACUCGGGCCCUGCAUGGACCAUGGAACUUCAAUAUCGAGGAAACAUUUGAGCAAGUGCACCUUAUCCUUCAUAUGUGGAUUGGUCUUUUUUACAGCAAGUCUACUUUGAGGUUCUUUCAGACAGAUACAGUUCAGAGCAAUGAUCAGAAAUGUAUAUUCCAGAUCUCUCCUCCUAAAAGUGUAACUCAGAGAGCACCCCUAGCCAGAAGUUGUGACUCUCAAAUUAAACCCCAGAGUCUUCAGGUGACACCUGUUAUUCAGAAAGCUGUAAAAGAACCAGAUAUGAAGGCACUGGAUCAAGGGGAACAAAGUAAUGAAGCAUUAGAUCUUGCUGAGACCAAUUACGAAGCACUGGAUCUUACUGUUCCAAAAAACACAAAGAACAUGAUUCCUCACUCUACCAGUGAACAGGUGCCUUCUGAAGCUCCAGAGGAAAGCUGGGUCCGUAAUUACUCAGACGGCCAAAAUGAAGAUGUGAAUUAUACACAAUUGCAUGAUACAAACACCACCAAAGCAUGGAGUACUGCUGGCGAAUAUUCAAACAAGGAUUGCAGAGCCAAUGCGGAGCUUCAUAAAGAAACAGAGGAGGAAGACGAGGAUGAAGAUGGUAACACAGGUGUAUCUUAUAUGUACCCGAGCAGAUUCUUGGAUACUGAUAAGGAGUACGUUGAGUUAUGUAACAAAGCAACAAAUUUGUGUAUUACUAAGGGGAAACCCUACAAUGGAGCACAGAGGUCACUAAUCGAUGACUGGAUGAAGAGAAUUGCCUUAGUGGCUGUUCCAGUUAAUGAAAGAACUACAAAGAGAACCUGUAUACAAGCUCAGAAACUAGUUCACAUAUAUACUGCAGAUCCAGAGGGCAAAGAAAAAAAGAUGUGCAAAAAAGAUGAGAAGUCUUGUAAUUUAAUUGCAGCACUAAGGACUGAAAAAGAUAAUACCAUCUCACAACCCAUGGAAACUAUAACAAAUUCUGGUGGUACAGUGGCUGUUACGCACAGCGACAAUGGAGAAGAUAUCAAUAUCCAAAGCUCAAAGAUGAAAGAAUUAUUGGAUAGGAAUGAGAAUCAAAAGGUUGAGUGUUUGUCAGUCCCUGGAGUGAGUGAAAACUUUUUGCCAAAUGAGUCUGUGGUGGAACAAAAAAUGCACAGGGAAAAUGAGAGUUCUUGUAAUUCAACUGCAGCACCAAGGACUGAAAAAGAGAACACCAUCUCAGAACCCACAGAAACUGUUGAAAAUUCUGGUGAGGCAGUGGCUGCUAUGCACUGCGACAAUGGAGAAGCUGUCAGUAUGCAAAGCCCAAUGAUGGAACAAUUAUUGGAGCGGAUUGAGAAUCAAAGGGAAGCAAUAUUGUCAGACACUGAAGUCAAGGACAGCCUUUCUUCUGAUGAGUCUGUGAUGGAACAAAACAUGUGCAGAGAAAAGGAGAGUUCUUGGAGUUUAACUGAAGCACCAAGGAGCGGAAAAGAUGACAUCAUCUCAGAACCCUCAGAAAUUGUUGGAAGUUUUGAUGUGGCAGUCGCUGUUAUGCACAGAGAACACGGAGGAGAUAUCAAUAACCAAAGCUCGCAGAUGGAUGAGUUUCUGGAUGGCAGUGAGAAUCAAAGGGAAGAAAUGUUGUCUCACCCUGACGUAUACGAAGAUAUUUCGUCAGAUGAGUCUGUGGUGGCACAAAAAAUAUGGAGAGAAAAUGAAAGUUCAUGGAUUAUAGUGGCAGUACCAAGGAGAGAAAAAGAAUACACCAUCUCAGAACCCAUAGAAACUAUAACAAAUUCUGUUGGGACAGUGGCUGUUGAGCACAGCGACAAUGGAGAAGAUACCAAUAUCCAAAGCCCAAAGACAAAUGAAUUACGGGAUAGGAAUGAGAAUCAAAAGGACAAAUGUUUGUCAGUCCCUGAAGUCAACAAAAACCUUUCUCCAGGUGAGUCUGUGGUGGAACAAAAAAUUCACAGGGAAAAUGAGAGUUCUUGGAUUUUAACUAAAGCACCAAGGAGCGAAAAAGAUGACAUCAUCUCAGAACCUGUUACAGAUUCUGGUAGGACAUUGGAUGUGCUACACAGUGAACCUGUCAGCCACUUCAGAAAGGAAGAUCUUUGUAGUGACUCUGAAGAAGCAAGCAGUAUUGUCUGCAGUACAGUUUUCGACCAGAAUCGAGCAUUCAGAAAGACUCAAACUGAACUUGUUGGAAAUGUAGAAGAAAAUGAAGGCGGUAUAAAGGUACAUAUCUCAAACAGAAGGAAGCAACACACUAGUAGAACAUAUUUACAAAAUAUGAUGAAUGUGGAUAGUCUGUCCACUUCUUCUGUUGUUCAUAUUACUGAUUGUUGGGGCAGCCAAAAAACAUAUGCAAACUUCUCAAUAGUUAAACCUAGAGAUAAUGCAUGUGCUAGAACUGUUCAAAAUAUGCAGAAGGAGAAUAGGCAACUUCAAGGAUUUAACUUCUUAAAAGCAUGGGAAGAAAUGCAUUACACUGAACCUGAUCUUACUCAGAAUACCUUAGACCGGGAAUACUUGUGUUUUUCUGAUAAACUGAAUCAAAUCACCAAAAUGAAUAAGCACACUGAUCUUUCAAAAGCAUCACAUGUAAAUGGUAGAGCAGUUAGUCCAUUAACCAUAACUUUUUCAGAUUUUGAUGUGGUAUCGGAUGACUCACUUCAGACCACUUAUUUACCCUUGAGAAAUCACCAAAUAACGGUGGAUAUGCCUCAAAGAACCGCAAUACAAGAAGCUAAUAAAAUUAACAAAUUUGGUAACAAAGUGACACUUCCGCAUCUUAAGAAACUAACCUUUGUCAAGGAUAUGAGAGGACAACAGUGUGAGAUCUCAGACGUCACAACAAAAUGUUAUCAAUCACAUAUGUCAUCAAUGAAUAAUGUUUGCUCUGGAAAGCGAAAAGAACUGGAUUUGGGUACUACCAGUACAGACAGUCGUAACAGAACUAAGGACUUUCUGCAGUCUAGCACAAGGAAGCCUCUGCCAUUUCAGAAAGUCAUAGAUCAUUCAUGUACUGGCCUCCACCAAAACCUGAAUGCUGUAGUAAAGGGGGCAUUUAAAACCAAGUUCAAGUUUUACAUCAUUGAAACAAAGACUGAUGAAUUCUUUGAGAACGUAAAGAAAAUUCUUAAGAAAGAAGGCCAUGCAGAAGUACAACUGUCGUACUUUGAUCAGCCAGAUGAGUGUCCAUCGGGCCCCCUGAUCAUUAUCAUCAGGAAUGAAGAUAUCUGUACACAUGUGCACAGAAUUCCGCACUUGGUGGAUCUGAAGAAGGUGCCAAGUGUUUUGUUUGCUGGUAUUGACAGCAUUGAUGAUGUCCUCAGUUUCAACUACCAGGAGCUUUUCAACAGAGGAGGAUUUGUUGUCUGUGAUGGUGCUGUACUGGAAGGUCUAGAACUAGAGCAUUUGAAAGAAAUAGCCAGUGUACUGGAAGAGCUAAACCAGCAGGGAAGGUGGAAGUGGUGGCUGCACUACAAGGAUAGCAAAAUGCUCAAGGAAAAUGGAAGAACAGUUUCUCCAGGCCAUGCCAAGAAGUUCUUCAUGAAUUGCUGCCAGGAAGCAGGCAUUAUGGAAGUUCUUCCAUACCAUGAAUGUGACCUAAUUUCCCAAGGGAAGCCAGAAUAUUUGAACUGCAUGCUGCGUCUACAAGUUCAGCACAUCACGGCCAGGUUUGCUGUCUUCAUAACGGAUGAGGCAGAUGAAGCAUAUGGAAACAAUGGUUUGUUAGCCAUGGACAUAAACACAUUUUUAACACAUUUCAGAACAUUGAAAUACUAAUGACAAAACAUUCAAGACUUCUUUGAACAUGAGGUACAUUCCAGGAACCUUUUUAAGCAAAUUGUUGUAAUUUCCAACCAAUCUCCCCCUGUGCAAAGUUAUGAGUUAAAGAUUAGUGUACUGGAUUUCCUGGCUUUAGCAGGGUGACCUUAUUUUAAUAUUGCCAUAACUAGCUGUGGAAGCUUUCACUGCUGUGUUAAAGGAAGCUUCGGGUUGGUUUAUGACCAGAAAAAGGUGUUGAGCUGGAAUAGGCAGUUUCACUGCAGGAGAAUUGUAAGACAACUUAAAAGUGAACCUAUGCAAAGAGAGGUAUCUUUUAACCUUGUUGUACCAGAUGUACUUUUUUCGAUUAAAAAGACAUGCAUUGUCAUGAUAGCAGUAUGGAAAUGUAGACCAAAACAAUGCGUUGUCAUGAUAGUAGUAUGUAAAUGUAAAAGAAAAACAAGAAAAUGUAAGGGUCACUAAGUGCAGUAAGAUGGGGUCAGGUGAUCCAGUAGGGAGAGGUGCCCCAUCUUAUUGCAUGAGUUCCCUGCAUCAGUAACAUGACCAGUACAGCAGGUGAUCUACUUGCAGUGAGUAGUUCUACUGUACAGUCCUAGGCUAAAAUAACACUACUUUAAAUAUGUAUUAUAUAUUAUUUUUCAUAAGGAAGAAAAAGAAAAACACUAAAUCCCUAUAAGCUCAGACAAGUUUAACUUUAUCUUGUAAAAUAUUUUGUAGAUUUUUUUAAAAAAAUUUUAUGUGUUAUAUGUAUCUGUGGUACUAUUUGUUUAAGGUCCUAUGUAUACUGCAUUGUUUAAGUUUUUAUAAGGCUCCAUGUAGAUAUUAUAUUUAAUGAUGUUUACACCUAUGUUUUUGAAGUUUUAUUUGGUUUGUAAUGGUUAUAAAAGAUAUUGUACAUUUAAAAAAAAAGCACAGCCAUUUAAUUUUUGUAACUUUUUUUUUUAAAUGGCAUCUCACAUUCUUUUAGUACCGAGUUAGGCUGGCUGUUUUUCAGAAUCCCCCAAAAUACCUGGUAAUAAGCAAAACACAUGAUUUAUCUUGGCUUCACAAAAGUGCCUUUGCAUACAUAUUGUUGUUUUUUAAAAAAAAAAAAAAAAAAAAAAUCUCCUUUUCCACUAUUUACUUAACCAAGAUUUCUUCUCCACGGGCCCAUUAUGUUUGCUAUGACAAGACCCUCCAGAGGCAGGGAAACAUUUACUUUACUUUUGACAAAGAACAUCUUCAUGGUUCCAAUUAACACUUGAUUUAUAACAAUAAAUCAAUAACAAUUUGAGAAAUGUUUGUUUUAUAUAAUUGCACAAGUCUUAUUAACUAAAUAGCUUCAGAAUACCAUUAUCUUGUGUCCAAAGCUUCAUUUUACAAUUUGUAUAUAAUUUAAAUAUUUUUUAUAUUCCUGUAAUUCAGUGUUCCAAUAUUAAACAGUGCCAUUGUUAAUAAAAAAUAUCUGAUUGCAAUCACUGUCUAACUGGAGUUUUUUUUUUUUUAAUUGUAUUACUAUAACCAAGUAUACAAACCAUUGUUUACUGUACCAAUGAUACAGAUGCAGUGCAAAAGGGUUUGUUUUUAAAAACAUUUUUUAAGUCAGUUUACUUACUAUAAAUUGCUCUUGUGAUUUAUGCUAGAUAAAAUGAUAAUUUAACAUGCUUUUCAAAUCAAAUUGUUCUUUCUAAUUGUACAUAGUGACAAAUUGGGGAAAUGAUGUAGUGUUUAGACAGUAACUUGCAUUUGGUUUUAUCAGUGGGAUGCAUGUAAGUGUGUAUGUUGUAAUCUGUUAUUUUAAAUCAUAAGUGCUAGAUGAAAGCAUCUACAAUACAAAGAGAAACAUGUGGUACACCAUCCAUACUAAUCUUUUUGAAUGGGAAAGAACUUCACAAACAAACCCAUGCCGUUCCAGGUUCUUCCAGCAGUAAUGCAAUUUUUAAAAGUCAAUAGCGAGAGAAAGGUAGUGAUCACACAGUAUGGAGCAGUGCUAUGUUCUUUAAACAAUACCACCUGCAACUCAGAACUUUUUUGAUUGGAAGUCUUUAGCUUGCAGGGACUUGUAUAACCACAGAUAAAUCAUGCACUUCAGUGUGUUUUAAAUGUUGUAUGUUUUAGAAAUUCAAAGUGAACUGCAUGGCCCUUCUUUUAAAUUAUACAAUAUAAGGCUUCACAUGGGACAGCACAUCUGUGCCUAAUGUACCCAACCUUUGGGGAAAGAAAUGUAGAAUGUUUUGUUCUGGCAGCCAUUAAUUGCAUGUGCACAUGCUAUAGCUUGCAUUCUUAGUACACACAAUACUUUUUUUUCAGCCAUGUGUGACCAAAAAAGUUGGGCAAACUCAUGUAACCUAGGGCAUACAGAUCCACUUCAGCAAGCUUUUACUAAAGUUUUUUCCACAAAUGCAGUCUUUGUUCUUCACAUGCUGCUUCCAUCCACUAAACUCCUGGACAGACUGGGCUGUCUAUCCCACUCUUUAGUGUAGAAAGGUGCAUGUAUUUAAUACAGAUUAGUGUGUUUUUUGUUUUUUUAAAGGCAGUAUCAGACCCUUUACCAUUUACAAUAUUUGCUUCACAUCCUGCUCUAAUCCUUCCUUCUAUCCAAGCAUCAAGGUAAACUAAGACAGAUAACAGGAUUUUUUAAAUUAAAUUAUCUAGAAAGAUAUUAUUAGGGCACAAGAAUGUGUCAGGGUUAUUUUUCAAUGGAAACCUCAUAAUUAUCAAGAAAAUAUAUUAUAACAUUUAUGUUGCCCCCCCAUCACACACAAUUUUCUUGUGGUAUUUAAUUAUUGUUCAUUAUGCUGUUCUACAUUACUUCCAUGUAUCUCUAUUACUCUUCAGAUAAGUAGAAUAGUCAUGACAUGACAGAAUUCUGUCCCAAGCAUACAACAAAAAAAUACUUUCAUUGUGUUAUCACUUGUUGAUAACACAUUUAUAAGCAAGUAAAGUA
Molecule: messenger RNA, 10993 nt
Organism: Polyodon spathula (Mississippi paddlefish)
Lineage: Eukaryota; Metazoa; Chordata; Actinopteri; Acipenseriformes; Polyodontidae
Exons: 22
Coding region: 448-8064 (2538 amino acids)
Biological process (GO): negative regulation of gene expression, epigenetic
Cellular component (GO): nucleoplasm
Source: RefSeq, a predicted model, not a curated record